AUGUUGCCAUCCCAACAUUACCUCCCACUUCACUGACCAGUGCCACUAAUGACCAUCUAGCACCAGCUGCAACAGGACCAUUGCCUUCAGCCCCGCGGGACGUCGUGGCCACCCUCGUCUCCACUCGCUUCAUCAGACUGACGUGGCGGACGCCUGUAUCGGACCCUCAAGGAGACAACCUCACCUAUUCAAUCUUCUACACCAAGGAAGGUAUAAACAGGGAACGUGUUGAAAAUACAAGUCGUGCUGGAGAGACACAAGUCACGAUCCAAAACCUGAUGCCGGAAACAGUUUAUGUCUUUCGUGUCGUGGCUCAGAACAAGCACGGCCCCGGAGAGAGCUCGGUACCGCUGAAGGUGGCAACCCAGCCUGAGGUUCAGCUUCCCGGUCCAGCACCCAAUAUCCGAGCGUACGCCAGCUCACCCACCUCCGUUACUGUCGCGUGGGAAACACCGUUGUCUGGCAAUGGAGAAAUCCAGAACUACAAGCUCUACUACAUGGAGAAGGGACAGGACACUGAGCAGGAUGUUGACGUAGGAGGACUCUCCUACACCAUUAACGGAUUAAAGAAAUACACAGAGUAUAGUUUCCGAGUGGUAGCUUACAAUAAACAUGGUCCUGGAGUCUCGACCCAAGAUGUGGUUGUACGAACGCUGUCGGAUGUUCCCAGUGCUCCUCCACAGAAUCUGACACUGGAGGUACGGAAUUCCAAGAGCAUCAUGCUGCACUGGCAGCCACCCCCUGCAGGGACACACAGCGGACAAAUCACCGGCUACAAAAUUCGCUACCGUAAGGUGUCCCGUAAGAGUGACGUGACAGAAAGCAUUGGCGGGACCCAGCUUUUUCAGCUAAUUGAGGGCCUUGAGCGAGGUACAGAAUACAGCUUCAGAGUAGCUGCCUUGACUGUUAAUGGGACUGGACCCGCUACCGACUGGGUGUCAGCGGAAACGUUUGAGAGUGAUCUGGAUGAAACUCGUGUUCCCGAAGUCCCAAGUUCCUUACACGUCCGUCCGCUUGUCACCAGUAUCGUAGUGAGCUGGACUCCACCUGAGAACCAGAACAUCGUGGUGAGAGGCUACGCGAUAGGGUACGGCGUUGGCAGUCCUCACGCGCAGACCAUCAAGGUGGACUAUAAACAGAGAUACUACACCAUUGAAAACUUAGACCCAAGCUCCCAUUAUGUCAUAACUCUGAAAGCGUUUAACAACGUUGGGGAAGGAAUUCCUCUCUACGAGAGCGCGGUGACCAGGCCUCACUCAGACACUUCCGAGGUUGAUUUGUUUGUUAUUAAUGCUCCAUACACUCCAGUGCCAGAUCCGUCUCCCAUGAUGCCACCGGUGGGAGUUCAGGCUUCCAUUCUGAGCCAUGACACCAUACGGAUCACUUGGGCAGACAACUCUCUGCCGAAGAACCAGAAGAUCACGGAUGCUCGCUACUACACAGUUCGCUGGAAAACCAAUAUUCCCGCAAAUACGAAGUACAAGACUGCAAAUGCAACCACUUUGAGCUAUUUAGUGACCGGGUUAAAACCAAAUACCUUGUAUGAAUUCUCUGUGAUGGUGACUAAAGGUCGAAGAUCAAGUACAUGGAGUAUGACAGCACAUGGAACAACUUUUGAAUUAGUUCCUACUUCUCCUCCCAAAGACGUGACCGUGGUGAGCAAAGAGGGAAAGCCUCGGACAAUAAUUGUUAACUGGCAGCCUCCAUCCGAAGCCAAUGGCAAAAUUACAGGAUACAUCAUUUACUACAGCACGGAUGUGAAUGCCGAAAUACAUGAUUGGGUUAUUGAGCCCGUCGUGGGAAACAGGCUGACCCAUCAGAUACAAGAAUUGACCCUUGAUACGCCAUAUUAUUUCAAAAUUCAGGCCCGCAACUCGAAGGGCAUGGGGCCUAUGUCUGAGGCCGUUCAGUUCAGAACCCCAAAAGCUGAAUCCUCAGAUAAAAUGCCUAAUGAUCAAGCUUCAGGAUCUGCGGGGAAAGGAAGCCGCCCGGUGGACAUAGGACCAGAUUACAAACCACCACUUGGUGGCAGUAACAGUCCCCACGGAAGUCCUACUUCUCCCUUAGACAGCAACAUGCUCCUUGUCAUCAUAGUGUCUGUUGGAGUGAUCACCAUUGUCAUAGUGGUGGUAGUCGCCGUCUUCUGCACUCGGCGUACGACUUCUCACCAAAAAAAGAAACGAGCUGCCUGCAAAUCAGUGAAUGGGUCCCAUAAGUACAAAGGAAACUCCAAAGAUGUCAAGCCUCCUGACCUCUGGAUCCAUCAUGAAAGGCUGGAGCUCAAACCCAUCGAUAAAUCUCCAGAUCCCAAUCCAAUCAUGACAGAUACCCCAAUCCCUCGCAACUCCCAAGACAUCACCCCAGUUGAUAAUUCCAUGGACAGCAACAUCCAUCAAAGGCGGAAUUCCUACAGAGGACAUGAGUCCGAGGAUAGCAUGUCCACACUGGCAGGAAGAAGGGGGAUGAGGCCCAAGAUGAUGAUGCCUUUUGAUUCUCAGCCACCUCAGCCUGUGAUUAGUGCUCAUCCCAUCCAUUCACUCGAUAACCCUCACCAUCAUUUCCACUCCGGCAGCCUCGCUUCUCCAACUCGCAGCUAUCUCCAUCACCAGGUCAACCCGUGGCCGAUUGGCACAUCCAUGUCCCAUUCAGACAGGGCCAAUUCCACAGAAUCUGUUCGAAACACACCGAGCACGGACACCAUGCCAGCUUCCUCGUCUCAGACGUGUGCUGACCAUCAGGAUCCUGAAAGCACCGCCGGGCCUUACCUGCCUACAGCACAAGAGGAGGAUUCGGCUCAGAACCUCCCUACGGCACACGUCCGUCCUUCCCACCCGCUGAAGAGCUUUGCGGUGCCAGCGGUCCCACCGGCCGGCUCCGUGUACGAUCCUACGUUGCCCAGCACACCCCUACUGACGCAGCAAGCUCCUAACCAUCCAGUUCACUCGGUGAAGACGGCGUCAAUUGGGACUUUAGGAAGAACUCGACCUCCUAUGCCCGUGGUAGUUCCCAGUGCCCCUGACGUGCAGGAGACCACCAGGAUGCUUGAGGACUCGGAAAGCAAUUAUGAACCAGAUGAGCUGACCAAAGAGAUGGCCCACCUGGAAGGACUUAUGAAGGACCUUAAUGCCAUCACUACAGCAUGA
Messenger RNA from Eurypyga helias (sunbittern), 3143 nucleotides. It is a transcript of the gene NEO1, whose product is annotated as neogenin 1. Gene Ontology annotation, cellular component: membrane. The record is from RefSeq and is a predicted model, not a curated record. The annotation marks the transcript as partial. Lineage: Eukaryota; Metazoa; Chordata; Aves; Eurypygiformes; Eurypygidae. Gene Ontology annotation, molecular function: protein binding. The transcript is spliced from 22 exons. Gene Ontology annotation, biological process: cell-cell adhesion.